AUGGCCUACUACGACGGUCGUCAAUACUCUCGCCCGUCGGCCGGCUACGAUCCUGACUACUAUCCCCCGCCAACUCGCCAUCAGACUGAUGUCGUGCGUCAUCACCGCGAUGGCAGUGUCGAGUCCUUCGAGGCCGUGCACCGCGACUAUCCCCCCGCUGAUUACGGCUACGAGUACGGCUACGGCAUUCCCCCGCAGGGUAAACCCACCCGCGCCGCCACCGUCCACGAAAGCGUGCGCCGUUCCCACUCCGUGAACCACCGCGACCCCUACGACGAUGGCUCUGACUACUACCGUCAUUCGCAUCGCCGGUCUCGACGCCACGAUGACCGUCGUGACCGAGGGAAAUAUUCCCGCUCCCCAUCCGACAGCCGCUCCCCCCCUCGUCGACGGAAGUCGAUCUCCGAACAAGCCCUCGGGGCGCUCGGGCUGGGCGCUCUCGCCUCGUCGGGCUCGAGACCUCGGGAGCGUGGGCGCUCGCAGGGUCGCGGCGACCGCAAAUCCUACUCCUACUCGCCUUCUCCGACCCGUUCCCGGAGCCGCCAGCGGCGCGAGAGAAGCCAGCAACGCAUCGCGCAGGCCAUGCGGGCCGCGCUGACCGCCGGAGCGAUCGAGGCCUUCCGGGUCCGCAAGGAUCCUGGCGAGUGGACGGGCGAGAAGGGCAAACGCAUUCUAACGGCGGCCAUCGCGGCCGGGGGCACGGACGGACUGGUGGAUCGCGACCCCAAGAGGCAUUCCAAGCGCCAUGUCGUCGAAUCCACCCUGGCGGGGCUCGCGGCAAACCAUUUCCUCAACGGGUCCCGGUCGCGCUCGCGCUCGCGCGGCCGCCAUCACCACCGCUCCCAGAGCAACAGCGGCGUGAAGAAUCUCGCCGCCACCGGGGCCCUGGCGGCGAUUGGCAAGGAGGCCUACGAUCGGUUCCGGUCCAAGUCUCGCCCGCGCAGCCGCAGCCGCAGCCGCGGCCGAUCCUCCUCGCAGGACAGCUACGAUGACCGUCGCCCGAGAAGACGCAGCAAGAGCGUCUCGGACUACAUCAACAAGGGCAUGGCCGCGCUGGGGCUGAGUGAGAAGGACCACCCCCACAGCCGGGACCGCCGGGACCGGGAUGGCCGCCGCUCGUCGCGGCGCGAUGACUACGAUUACCCCGAGGACUACAGCGACUACGAGUACCGCCAGUAUCGGUCCAGCCCGCGGCGCGCCCGGCAAUCAAGAGAUGUGAGUCGACCGAUGAAUCCAGCCGACGACGCAGCCGGCCGUACCCGUGCUGCCCCGAAUGAUGAUCAUCGCUCCCCCAGCACCAAACCCGAGGAUUGUGACUCUGACUUGGGAAGCAGUACCGAUGAGGAAAAGCGCCAGAAGAAACUCACGCGCAAGACGCUGGUCAAGACCGGGCUGGCGACCGUGGCCACCAUCCACGCCGCCCACGAGGUGUAUGAAAAUAUGGAGAAGCACAAGAAACGCGCCGAGCAGCUGCGCGAGGGCGAGAUCACUCCCGAAGAAGCCCGCCGCCGGCGCCUCAAGGCCAACCUCAGCGACGUCGCCAGCGUCGGCAUCGCCGCCUGGGGGAUCAAAGGCGCCGCCGAGGAGUGGAAGCACGCCGCCGAACUCCGCAAGGAGCGCCACAAGUUACGCGAGGAGUGCGAGCAGAAACGCCAGCGCCGCCAGCAGCGCGCCCAGAGCCAGGGCGGUGGUGGGUACCGCAAUCACCACGAUCCCCGCACCAUGUACCCCGAUGAGAUUGAGGAACACCAUCCCUCCGAGUAUGGGUCUAGCUCGAGUCUGCGCUCGCGGUCGGCGGGGAGGUCCUCGCGCGUGCCGAUGGCGCAGUACGCUUGAUGACUGUGGGUGGUGGUGGUGGUGUAUGUUAUGAUAUGAUGAUGAGCUUAAUGAUGUAAUGACUUUUCUUUGUUUCGAUGUUGUCGGUCGUUGACAUGAAGUGCAGUUUUUGAUGUAUUUCAUGACGGCUGUGGGUGGGCUCGGCUGCGGGCUUUGUGGUUCUGCGUGCGAUGGAAUGAUGAUUAUGAUACUAGGGGGCAAUCUGCUCUACUGUUGUGAUUCGAGAAGUUAUUCGUUGAAGUGUUACUACUCUCUUUUUUUUUUCCAUUCCAAGACCGUUCCUUCCAGUCCGACCAUACCCGACGCCUGCAUCCAACUUGAUUAAUGAAGUAUCCGAUCUUUAGCCGGUCUGGAGUUUCAUCCACUAUGCGAUCAACGGAGC
Aspergillus saccharolyticus JOP 1030-1 is the source of this 2218-nucleotide messenger RNA. RefSeq lists its product as uncharacterized. The transcript is spliced from 2 exons. The record is from RefSeq and is a predicted model, not a curated record. NCBI's taxonomy places the organism in Eukaryota, Fungi, Ascomycota, Eurotiomycetes, Eurotiales, Aspergillaceae. The coding region runs from base 1 to 1836 and encodes 611 amino acids.